Messenger RNA from Linum tenue, 1632 nucleotides. NCBI's taxonomy places the organism in Eukaryota, Viridiplantae, Streptophyta, Magnoliopsida, Malpighiales, Linaceae. The record is from the annotation of a GenBank genome assembly.
AGCUGAUUUGAUCAUUUGAAUUUCAAAGGAAGAAGCACUCAGUGGUUCCCAAAGUCGUCGAAGAGAGCUGAAAUCUUGUUCAGUAAGAAACCUCCUGGGCACUCAAAAGGAUUUUAAUAUAAAAGCAUUUCAUUACACGGAGGGAUACCAGAGACAGAUCUCGGUGCAAGUUUUUGGCCCGUUCCCACUAUGUACUACUCGAGCUCGAUCCACAUAAACCCCAACAACCCACGGCCUCUACUCCAUUCUUGUCCUUCUUCUUCCCUUUCCGCCGUCCGCCUGCCGCCGUCCACCGUCGACAUGAGGGCUCUCGUUUCCCGCGCCAAGAUGUUCGCCGCUAGCCCUAUCCUUUCACUCACCGCCGGCAGGACUGCAUCCUCCUCGACCACCGCGUCCCGCGCCUACAGCGUAAUCCCGAUGGUCAUCGAGCAGUCCUCCCGCGGCGAGAGGGCGUACGAUAUCUUCUCCAGGCUACUCAAGGAGCGGAUCGUCUGUAUCAACGGCCCCAUCAACGACGACACCGCUCACGUUGUCGUCGCUCAGCUACUCUUCCUCGAGUCCGAGAAUCCUUCCAAGCCUAUCCACAUGUACCUCAACUCUCCCGGCGGCCAAGUCACCGCUGGUCUUGCUAUCUAUGAUACCAUGCAGUACAUAAGGUCCCCAAUCAAUACGAUUUGCCUAGGCCAAGCUGCAUCAAUGGCUUCUCUUCUUCUCGCUGCUGGAGCUAAAGGCGAGAGGAAGUCACUUCCGAAUGCAACAGUAAUGAUCCAUCAACCAUCUGGUGGGUACAGUGGGCAAGCUAAGGAUAUGGCGAUCCACACAAAGCAGAUAAUUCGUGUUUGGGAUGCAUUGAAUGAGCUGUAUUCAAAGCAUACUGGCCAAACUGUGGAUAUCAUCCAGAAGAACAUGGACAGGGAUUACUUUAUGACCCCUGAAGAGGCCAAGGAAUUUGGGAUCAUUGAUGAGGUGAUUGAUCACCGGCCGAUGAAUUUGGUGGCGGAUGCUGUUGCCGAGGAAGGCAAGCAAAAGGGUUCAAACUAAAGACUGGAGUGCGGGUAAGAUUUUGGCAGAAUGGACUCUGUUGUCGUAUGUCAGAGUUUUGUGCUAGCUUUUUCCGAUAGUUGUUUCAGGGGAGUCUGACUCUUUCCCUUACUGCAUUAGAUUUGGUUGACUUCUGGGUUAUCGUAUUUAUUUCUCCUGCUUAUCUUUAAUCCGCUUGGAAGUUAGUUAUAAAGGAGAGGAAUUCAGAGGGGGUUAUAUUUUACUGCUUGAAUAAUUUGAUGCCCUCAUAAACUAUUCAUCUGGCAGCCAUGAUUUCAGCUCGAAUGAUCUAAUCAUGCUGCAACAUCAUUCUAACUAUGUAGUAUGUAGGAUUAGAGACUUUUUGUUUGUUCUUUGUUUAAGUGAGAUCAGUUGUUUCGGAAAGUGUGAACAUUUUGUUGUUCUGGCAGUCUUACCGAUCAGUCAUUUUCUCCUCAUGGUUCCUUUCAUAUCCUUGAAUGUUUCCAAUUGCUUACCGGUUUAAGUACCUCAAGGUUUUUUUUGCUGAAUGGUUAAUUCUUAAUUGUUUUAGCUUUUGCUUACUCUAUAUAUUACACGCAGGGAAGGGGAUAGAGAUAGAUAUACUGUGCU